UCUCCUCGAUACAAUGGAUGAUAGAUCCAGUAAGCUCAUGUUGGUUCCUAUCCUGGCGGUGCUGUUUGUUAUGAUUGGUUACCAGUACAUAUGUCCCGCAGGCAGCAAUUCGUGCCACUUCAAGACCGGGGAGAAGCUGAAGGGGGUGAGCCUGCUCUCCAGCCAGGACCAGGACACGGAUGAUUUCUACAGGGACCAGGACCUGGAGGACGACAGCCCCGCGAAGCUGCCCUCCAAAUUCAACUUCACCGAGCGGGACCUGGACAGACACGUGGAGUUCAACAUUAAAGGGGACGACGUGAUCGCGUUCCUGCACAUCCAGAAGACCGGGGGCACCACUUUCGGGAGGCACCUGGUGAGGAAUAUUCGCCUGGAGCAGCCGUGCGACUGCAAGCCGGGCCAGAAGAAGUGCACAUGUCACCGGCCGGGCAGAGACGAGUCCUGGCUCUUCUCCCGCUUCUCCACCGGCUGGAGCUGCGGGCUGCACGCAGACUGGACCGAGCUAACGAACUGUGUGCCCGUCAUUAUGGAUAAGAAGGAGGCCCAGAGGAACAAGAGGAACUUCUACUACAUCACCAUGCUGCGCGACCCAGUCUCCCGCUACCUGAGUGAGUGGAAGCAUGUUCAGCGUGGCGCCACAUGGAAGACCGCCCUCCAUAUGUGUGAUGGACGCUCACCCACCCAGGAUGAGCUGCCCACCUGCUACAGCGGGGAUGACUGGUCUGGUGUCACCCUGACAGAGUUCAUGAACUGCCCGUCCAACCUGGCCAACAACCGGCAGGUCCGCAUGCUGGCCGACCUGAGCCUGGUGGGCUGCUACAAUUUGUCCUCGAUGAAUGAGAGCCAGCGGAACCACAUCCUUCUGAGCAGCGCCAUGAGCAACUUGAAGAACAUGGCAUUCUACGGCCUGACGGAAUUUCAGCGCAAGACGCAGUACCUGUUUGAGCGGACGUUCAGUCUGCGUUUCAUCUCCGCUUUCACACAGAUCAACAGCACGCGAGCCGCCAACGUGGACCUGAGCGAGCCCGUGCGCAGACGCAUCGAGGAGCUCAACUUCUUGGACGUGCAGUUGUACGAGUACGCAAAGGACUUGUUCCUCCAGCGUUUCCAGUUCACCCGCCAGAGGGAGCACCAGGAGGUGCGCUUGAAGAGGCGCGAGGAGAGGCGUUGGCUGAGGGAGCAAAGGGAGCAGGGCAGGCCGUGGCAACCCAAACACAGAGGAGGUGGAGACAGAGGCGAGAGAGCGGGAGGAGAUUUUGAGAAAGGGACUGAUGGUGACUUUCCUACCACUACUGAGGACUACACAAGCCAGGUGGCCCGCUGGUGAAGCUUUGGUCCCAUAAAGAGAGAGGAGUAAAAGAGAGAGAGCAGCCAAUGGAGAUUCCUCACAGACUACUUCAAAUAUUUCCUUUGACGCUCUCUUGCACAUCCUAUGUCUCUCUAUUCCCGUCUCACCAUUUAUCUGUCUCCUGCAUCUAUCCGUCUCUCAGCUUCAGUGUGAUCCGAGUGCUCUGCUGUUUCUUUACGAAAACUGCCAAGUCUGUGAGUCUCACAGCAGCUCUGCCUUGGACUGCCUUUUGGUGUCUUAAAUCUUUAAAUGCCGUUUAUAUAUUUUUUGUCAUUUAAUUUUUGCCUUUGUUGUUUUUUCAUU
Paralichthys olivaceus (Japanese flounder) is the source of this 1651-nucleotide messenger RNA. It is a transcript of the gene hs6st3b, whose product is annotated as heparan sulfate 6-O-sulfotransferase 3b. The record is from RefSeq and is a predicted model, not a curated record. Gene Ontology annotation, cellular component: membrane. Lineage: Eukaryota; Metazoa; Chordata; Actinopteri; Pleuronectiformes; Paralichthyidae. Gene Ontology annotation, molecular function: heparan sulfate 6-sulfotransferase activity.